Molecule: messenger RNA, 2403 nt
Organism: Corticium candelabrum
Lineage: Eukaryota; Metazoa; Porifera; Homoscleromorpha; Homosclerophorida; Plakinidae
Product: glutamate receptor-like
Exons: 10
Coding region: 1-2403 (800 amino acids)
Biological process (GO): monoatomic ion transport
Cellular component (GO): plasma membrane
Molecular function (GO): ligand-gated monoatomic ion channel activity; signaling receptor activity
Source: RefSeq, a predicted model, not a curated record
AUGCCUUGUGCAGAUAUACUUAUUGACAGCACUCAUUCCGAUUUAGCAGUACAGACUAUUUGCAACAGAGCCGCUCGACACGUAUUCGAAUACAAUUCCGAACUUAAUAUAAACUUUCGGAUUCUUGACGUUGAUAAGACAGAUUUUCCUUGCAGUCUUUCAAACAAAAGUGUCACUGUUCACUUAUCUGAAAAGUGUCUACCACGAACUAUGUCUAACAAUACGCCAGUGUUGUCGUUUUCAGUGAAAAAUGCCAACGAUUCUGAAUCUUCUAUUUUCUACACAAGUUUUGCACGUGAUACUUUGACAGAACUUUCCGUUGUUAUUGCUACUGCGGGAAAGAUGAACUGGACGUCAGUCGUCUUUGUUGGCGACACAGAGGAAGAUAAGUUUCUGGAACGGUUGCUACGAUUCAGAAGAUCAUUUGAUUUGGUAAAAUUUGUUUCCGUGCAAGAUGUUGCUGACGCAAAGGAUCUGUACUUGAAGAUUGUCGAGAUGGACUCAGAUUUUGUGUUAUUUCAUUGUAGCAGCUGUCUUUGCUACGAUCUCAUAAGUAAAUUACUUUAUAUUAGGAAAGAAAAUUUUGCUCAAAAAUUUUCGGUGCCUUGGUUUAUGACUGAAACUCUAACGCAAAAAUUUCUACUUGAUAACAGAGUUGUACCGUCUGCAAUAAAUUCUACAACGUAUGGUCUCCAAGUUUCAGCUCCCACUAGUUAUCUUUCCAAUGCUCUCCUACAAAAAGUUUCAUCUUUCAACGGCCCCAUACGCAACUGCGGUUUAACGGGAUUAGCGUACCAACAGGUGCUUGACUUGUUCGAUUCAUUGAUUGUUGCCAGUUGUCUAAUGAGACCUCACUAUUAUGGCUAUUUAUGGGAUUUAGACUUUCUUAGCAAUAAAAUAAACAAGGCAAAUCUUGAUGGAAGUCGAGGGAAAAUACGUUUACAUCAUCCAUCAUCAUUCAGCUACCCUGUUCUUCACAACGUUUUAGAUGUCAGUCAAUUUGUCAUUGCUACAAUUGGAGUUUAUGACAGCAGCAUGUCUGAGUGGGUGCACAAGCUCACACCAUUUGACAUUGAAAGUACAACAUUGAGAGGAAGACGCCACCGACGAGCUGAGCCUCCGUUCAUUAUCUACGAUCCCGACAACAAAGAAGUGGGACCUCACAAUGGCAACUAUACUGGAAUUAUAGUCGCUAUUCUAGAACGGCUGUCACAAGAGAUAGGGUUUACCUACACAAUUUCACAUCCACCCGAUGGGAAGUAUGGCACAGUAAACGAACACGGUGAGGGCAACGGAAUGGUUGGCCAAUUGAUGAAUUGUGAAGCCGAUUUGAUAGCAGCUGCAUUUGCAAUAACGGCGGCGAGAUCGCGGUAUAUACAAUUUACUAAGUCAUACAUCGACGUCGGAUACAGUCUACUGAGGCACAGAGACAAAGAAGAGAGCACGGACAUCUGGGCGUUUCUCAACCCAUUCGACUUAAGCACAAAAGUCGUUCUCGUCAUGACGUUCGUUUUUCUUUGGGUUGCCUUUCUAAUCGUGCAAAAAGUCAGUCCCUACGCAAAUUCCUCACGUUUACAAACAGAAUCGGAUCCGAAAACAGCGCUCGACGUAGCCGAAAACUCGAUUUGGCUCUUCUUUGCUACUGCAAUGCAACAAGGAUCUGAAGACAUACGGGCAAUCUCGGGCAAACUGAUGGUGGCAGGAUGGUUCUUCUUCUGUCUGGUAAUAGUAUCAACUUAUACAGCUAAUCUGGCAGCGUUUCUUACUGUUAAGAGCUUUCAAAACGGUAUAAAUUCACUAGACGACCUAGUAGGGCAGACGGAGAUUGUAUACGGAACAGUGAGGGACACUUCAGUAGCGGAAUUCUUCUCCAAAUCUCCGAUCGAAGUCUACAGGCGUAUGCACACGUUUAUCACUAACACGGAAGGAGCCCUGACAGAGACGGCGGAGGAAGCAAUUCGUCGCGUCGAAGAUCAAACUCGUGGCGAAUACGUUUUCAUUUGGGAUCGACCUAUUCUCGACUACAUCGCCUCGCGAAGACCGUGCAACACCGAGGUGGUCGGAAGAGAGUUUCAUUCUCACGGUUACGCUCUGGCUAUGCCUCUCGGCAUGCCGUACGAAUCCAAUUUCUCGUUGUCGAUUCUGAAAAUGAGAGAGUCAGGAUUCAUGGAGCAGGUGAUCAACAAGUGGCUCGACGGGCUCGAAUGCUCGUCUGCCGUUGGUGUCAACGAGCUAACCGACGCGAGUGAGGUUCGUUUGACUGACUUGAUUGGAGUUUUUCUCAUUCUAGCAGCAACAACUAUCGGAUCGUUCGCUUUGGCGUUCCUUGAGAGAGUGUGGUGGCUACGAAAUAAAUGCAGGACACACGCGAUAGGCAAUAAGGUAAAGAGUAGGAUGCUUUGA